This is a messenger RNA of Drosophila grimshawi, 2042 nucleotides long. RefSeq names its product esterase B1. The coding region runs from base 1 to 1701 and encodes 566 amino acids. The transcript is spliced from 2 exons. Lineage: Eukaryota; Metazoa; Arthropoda; Insecta; Diptera; Drosophilidae. The record is from RefSeq and is a predicted model, not a curated record.
AUGGAUCUGCACUUGAGUUUUUCCGAUAAAUUCAAGUUGUCCGCAAAAACCAUUGGGCACAAGGUAGUGCAGUACCGCCUGAGCACGGGACGUUCAAAACAGCUAGACACAAAAUGUGGCAAGGUGAAGGGCAUGGAACGGAAGACCUACUAUGAUGGCGAAUCGUAUUACUCCUUUGAGGGCAUACCCUACGCCCAGCCACCGUUGGGUGAGCUACGCUUCCGGGCACCGCAACCGGCCAAGAACUGGGAGGGUGUCAGGGACUGCACCUAUGCCAGAUCGCAGCCGAUGCAGAAGAAUUCCAUAAUGAACAUCGUGGAGGGCUCCGAAAACUGUUUGUACCUCAAUGUGUAUGUCAAGCAGCUGGAGACACCGCGUAAGCUGCCUGUCAUGGUCUGGAUCUAUGGCGGUGGAUUUCAAUUUGGUGGAGCUACACGUGACAUCUACGCACCGGACUAUUUCAUGAAACAUGAUGUGCUGCUUGUGACCUUCAAUUAUCGUGUGGGUGCACUGGGAUUCUUGAGCCUAAAGGAUCGCGAUUUGCAGGUGCCGGGCAAUGCCGGACUCAAGGAUCAGGUGCUGGCGUUGCGUUGGGUGCACGACAACAUUGCGAGUUUCAAUGGCGAUGUGGAUAACAUAACGUUGAUGGGUGAAAGUGCUGGUGCUGCGUCGUCACACAUCAUGAUGCUUACGGAACAGACGCGAGGACUCUUCCAUCGGGUCAUUUUGCAAUCGGGAUCGGCGCUCUGCGAGUGGGGAACCCACACAGAUCGCAACUGGGUUCAGCGUUUGGCCAAACGGAUGGGCUACAAAGCCGAUGAGGCGGACGAGAAGCAACUGUUGCAGUUCCUCAGGAAUGCACCCGCCACCCAGUUGGCGCACUGCGGCAGUGCAAUUGUCACGCAGGAGGAACAACGAAAUUAUCAAAUCAUCGCCUUUGGGCCCGUUAUCGAGCCGUAUGUGGGUGAGGAUUGUGUGAUACCGCGUCCACAUCUCGAGCAAUUGGCCAGCGCCUGGAGCAAUGAGCUGCCCCUUAUCAUUGGUGGCACCUCGUUCGAGGGACUCUUCAGCUAUCAGUCAACGCUGCACGAUCGGGAGCACAUGCUGAGUGCUUUUGAGGCAAUCAUUCCGCCAUCCGUUCGCGAUGCCAUCGAUGCCGAUGAGCUGGCCGAGCAGCUGCGUCGUCUGAAGCUGGCCUACUUUGAUGAUGCGGAUCGUGCCAAAAUGGAGCUGUUUGAGUGUCUGCGUCUGUUGAGUGUCAAGCAUUUCUGGCAUGGCAUUCAUCGAUCCCUGCUCGCACGAUUGGCCUAUGCACCGGCCACGCCCACCUACCUCUAUCGCUUUGACAUGGACUCGCCACAUUUCAAUCACUUCCGCAUUUUGAAUUGUGGACGCAACGUGCGUGGUGUCUGCCAUGCGGAUGAUGUCUCCUAUAUGUUCUACACACUGCUCUCGUCCAAAUUGGAUAGGGCAUCUCUCGAAUAUCGUACCAUUGAGCGUCUCAUUGGCAUGUGGACUUCUUUUGCGACAACUGGUGAUCCCAAUUGCAAGCAAAUUGAGCCCACCAAAUGGGAACCACUGCGUCCAGGUGGUUCCGAGCUCUGUCUCAACAUUGGUGAGGAACUGGAGUUUAAGCCACUGCCGGAGAGCAAGGAGUUUGUCCUUUGGGAUAGCUUCUACACAAGAGAGACUUUAUAUUGACAAGGAGGAGGAUAAGUCUCUUGAAUGUGGAACACAAUCUCCUAGCUAUAUGAUUUUAAAAUUGCUGCAUUUAAUGAACAAUUCAAUUUUUAACUUGCUUCAGCGAUUCUUUUUUUGAAAGUCUGCAAAACGUGUAAUCGAUUAUUAUCGAUUGUUAGCGUGAACGAGACAGCAAGUAAAUUAUUGCCAUAAACGUAUUAAUUAUUAAUUUUAAAUGGAAAAGUAAGAUUUCUCACAAAUUGUUCACUGUGUAAAAUGAAUUCUUGUUUUGUGUAUGCUGACCUAUUUUAGUUAUUUAAAUAUUUAUACUUCGUUCACAUAGACAUGGUAUAUAUAAUGCU